This is a messenger RNA of Fopius arisanus, 960 nucleotides long. Its product is annotated as glycine-rich protein DOT1-like. Lineage: Eukaryota; Metazoa; Arthropoda; Insecta; Hymenoptera; Braconidae. The transcript has 2 exons. The record is from RefSeq and is a predicted model, not a curated record. The coding region runs from base 139 to 807 and encodes 222 amino acids.
AACCCAUGUUUAGUCAGACUAUUAUCGGUGGUGAAGUCAAAUCAAGUGCGCUAACCGUACCGAUCUUAUAUAAGGAGGUACUACAGCUUUUUUUCAUUUUCACUGUGCCUGUUGCUCCGGUUUAGGGCAGUCUACAUCAUGAGGUUGAUGAAUAACAAAUAUGUCGUCAUACUGGUGCUAGUUCUGCUCCUCGAGCUCACCAGUGCGGCAGCGCCGGUGCGCCGACGAAGAGAUAAUAGCAGCAGUAGUAGCAGCAGUAGUGAAGAAAAAUCUGGAUCACCCAAGGGUGGAAAGGGCGGAAAGGGCGGAAAGGGGGGAAAGGGUGGAAAGGGUGGAGGGUCUGAAGGAAAUGGAGGACAUACAGGAGGUGCAGGCACUGGUAGCGAUGGAGGUAGCGAUGGAGGUAGCGACGGAGGUACCGAUGGAAGUAGCGAUGGAGGUAGCGAUGGAGGUGGUGACGGCAUCGUCGGAAAAACCGAAGGGAUCCUGCUGAAAAUUCCUCUCCUCGGAGGACCUCUGUCCGAAGGAGUUCAGAAGGGUGUGGACGGCUGGAAUUACGGCCAGAAACUCACCAACGGUGCCAUUGGACGUGUCCUCGGUGGUGCUUUUCCCUGCACCCUGGACACCGAUUCAUUCAUCUGCACUGGGGUAUCCACCACCAGCGACGUCUCUGAUCUUGUCGAGAGUAUUCUCGAUCCGAUACCCGGGAUCAUACUACCUGGACCCAUUAAGAGCUUGGUAGUGUUCUUCGUGGAUCUAUCGUGGGCGCCUUUCAUGGACUUCUUAUUCGGUGGUGUCAAGCAAUAGAUCAGGGAUUUUAUUAGUCUGUCAUUGAUGUUUUUUGUAUUGGGAACGGAACAUCGUUUCUUUUAUUUUAGAUAGGAUUAAUUAUUGUUAUUUAUUCCUUUAUUCUCCCGAGUGUAGACCAAUUCUUGAAAUAAAUGAGGACAUAUUGCAACA